Diplodia corticola is the source of this 1713-nucleotide messenger RNA. RefSeq names its product metaphase-anaphase transition protein. The transcript is spliced from 3 exons. Gene Ontology annotation, molecular function: ubiquitin protein ligase activity; zinc ion binding. The record is from RefSeq and is a predicted model, not a curated record. NCBI's taxonomy places the organism in Eukaryota, Fungi, Ascomycota, Dothideomycetes, Botryosphaeriales, Botryosphaeriaceae. Gene Ontology annotation, cellular component: cytoplasm. Bases 1 to 1713 code for a protein of 570 amino acids.
AUGGCUGAGGAUACGCCUCGCAAGCCGUCGCGAUCCGACACGAUCUCACAGCAUUCCCACACAUCGCAGACUGCGCAAGAAUUCAUCAAUAGCCAACUUCAGCUUGAAGCUGAUGCACGCGAGGUCCUUCCAUAUCAAUUCGAUACUUGCUCGCGUCCUCUUGGCCCACUGCGGCAGAAAGCCUGGUCCUGUCUGACCUGCAACCCUCCUCCCGAAGACCCCUCCGAACCGUACACGCCCGCUGGAGUCUGUUAUUCCUGCCACGUUUCUUGCCAUGGCGAGCACCAUCUCGUGGAACUUUUUGCCAAACGCAACUUCGUAUGCGACUGCGGUACCACCCGUAUCCAGUCAGACUGUCCAUGCACGUUGCGAGUCAACGAGGAUACCGGCGUCAAGGGUGGCGUUCGCGCCGAGAGUCCUGCCCCCAGCAACCAUUAUGAUCACAACUACCGUAAUCGCUUCUGCGGAUGUGGUCAGGAAUACGAUGCGCACCAGGAGAAAGGUACCAUGUUUCAAUGUCUCGGACUGGGCACUAUCGAAGAUGGAGGGUGCGGAGAAGAUUGGUGGCAUCCCGAAUGUCUCGUAGGCCUACCCCGAGACUGGUAUGCGAAGGAGUCCAACAAAAAGUCGGAAGAGCACACCGACAAGGAUGCCAAAAAUGAUAUUGGGAAUGGAACCGCAGAGAAGGUGGAUGGCGAAACGGUUACAACCAAUGGCAUCGCGAUCGAUGUGACAAACGGAAAUGCUGCCGACGUUGGCGGUAGAGACGAGUUCCCAGAUCAGGAAGACGCAGCCGAUGAGGAUCCUCCCCUUCCUCCAAGCUUUCCGGCCGAAGACCUUUUCGAGCAUCUGAUCUGCUACAAAUGCGUAGAAGCGUUUCCGUGGAUCAAGCGGUAUGCAAGCGCUCCCGGAUUCCUUCCCCCCGUCUACCGCUCAGACCGUAGAGAUGCCACUAGCGACGAACAAGUGGUCACAACGAAUGUGGAAGCUGCGUCUGUUUCUUCUGCCGCAGUUCCUGCCGAAGAAAGUUCAAAAAAACGCAAAGCAUCCGAUGCCGAAGAUAGCGAUGGCGAUGUUGACCGAGCACAUGAAGCUGCCAAACGACAACGCAACUCUCAAGAACCAGCAGCAGCCACUAUGCUCGCAACUUCAGAGGCACCAGGUAACCCCCGAUCGACGCAAGCGAUCUGCCACUACGCCAAUCUUCCGCCAGCACCAAACGGUCGGUUCUCCCUUUUCCUCAAGGAGGAUUUCAGAGACCAGAUCUGCCGUUGUCCGUCUUGUUUCCCGCUCCUGACCCAGCACCCUUAUCUCUUGGAAGAAGAGGACAUGUAUGAGCCGCCUGUCUCGGAAUCUGACGAAGCCGAUGCUCCGGGCACUGGCAGUGCCGGUAGUCGUUCUCUGCUUGACCGCGGUGAGGUUGCGUUAUCAAACAUAGACCGGGUGCGGGCCAUCGAGGGCGUCAUGGUUUACAACCACUUGAAGGACAAGGUCAAGGACUUUUUGAAGCCAUUCGCGGAAAGCGGAAGACCUGUUGGGGCUGAGGAUAUCAAGGCGUAUUUCGAACGCUUGAGAGGUGACGAUGAAGGUAUCAUGGCUGCCCGAGGCGAUGCUGAGAGAGGCGGCGAAGGACGUAAGGGCAAUGGUGAUGGUGACGGAAAUGGCGGUCCCACGAGAGAUGAGCAGCGCGGUGAGUCUUGGCGGAACCUUUGA